AUGGCGACAGUCAACAUUAGUGGCGGUGUGUGGAGUUCCCUGUUUCUCGACCAAAUCAACAGUCACAGUGAUCAGGAAGGAUUUUUCAUUGGAGAAGUUGUGAGUCAUGUGACCAGUACAGUCACAGACACUCAGGAAAAACACAAUAAAGAAGAAAUGUUCAUCAAUAUCCACUCCUACCUUCCUGGUCUUGGUCUCGCCACAUUUUAUGACAGUAAAGGAAGUGUUGAUCAAGUCAAAUUAUUGUCUUUAUUAAAAGAUAACUACAAGAAUAUAAUAGGCUGGUAUACAUUUCGGCGUAUGACCCCUCUCCAGGUCAGCAUGAAGGAAAGAACUAUACAUCAAAGUCUGUUACAUGUUUUCCAUGGCAUAUCCAUGAAUACAUUCAUUUUUGGAAUGUUCACCAUGUCGCCUAACUCGCUUGUAUCUACAUACACCAUGGAUUUUACAUUUACAACAUUUAAUGGCAGUGACUUCAAUACUUUACCACUUACAAUUGUUAAUUUAGGAGACACUGAAAACUCGGAUUAUAAAUUAUCGUCAAAUUCCACAAUCAACACAAAAACUGGUGUUUACAGCCAAAUAUUAGACAGUUUCAGGGAGCAUUGCAUGGAUCGGACAGGACAAUUAAAAUGCAUCAAAGAUAUACAGCAUAUGAACUGUACCCUGCAAUCAAAACUAGUGUCCCUACGUCAGAAAGUUGGUUCAAGUGAAGACAGUCUGCAAAAGUUGUCGCUUGAAGUUCAGGAACUGAGAACAAAAGCUGAAGUAAAACGAAAAAAAGUGAUAAAACAAAAAGAAGAGAAAAAAUUUGAAGAGCAAUUCGUUGAAGAAAAUACUAAGACUAUUGACACAAGUCCAGUUGCUGCAGAAACAAGCUGUGGCAUAUGCGAAGAAAAAGCAGUUGUCACAGUUGAAGCCCCUGUGAAAAAGACAUUAGAUUCCAGUGAUCCUUUUCUUGGAAUUUUAACCGAGAUGAAAGCCUCGAUAAUAAAAUCAAAGAAAAAUCCAAAGUUGAGGAAGAGUAUUGCUGAGGAGUGUGAUGAUGGAGGAGAAGGACAGGUAUUUGACAUGUCAUCUGAAGACCAGGUAGAUAGGAAAACUAACAAUGGACACCCGUAUGUACCGCUAGAUGAUGUCAAUGAUGGAGACAGCGACGCUACAUUUGUAUCGAGUCAGCACAGUCUGAAAGAAGACUGUGGGACGUCAGAUUCACCUGUAUUUUGAAAGCAUUGCUGAAGUGACAAGGACAUUUGAAUCGUUUUGAUGAGUUGACAUCUGUUGUCUACAGAAACUUAAUAUGGCCAUAUUCUUAAGGCACAGGUUGCUGUGGUUUGUGUAAAAUGAUUGAAUUGAUGAUAACUGUGUUCACUGCGCUACUACCGAUAAUC
Messenger RNA from Saccoglossus kowalevskii, 1391 nucleotides. RefSeq names its product BRISC complex subunit Abraxas 2-like. Gene Ontology annotation, cellular component: nucleus. Gene Ontology annotation, molecular function: polyubiquitin modification-dependent protein binding; microtubule binding. NCBI's taxonomy places the organism in Eukaryota, Metazoa, Hemichordata, Enteropneusta, Harrimaniidae. Gene Ontology annotation, biological process: mitotic spindle assembly; attachment of spindle microtubules to kinetochore; protein K63-linked deubiquitination. The record is from RefSeq and is a predicted model, not a curated record.